AUGCCCAAGUUUAAACCAACAGCAAAAGACAAAGAAAUAAUAAACAAAGCCAAUAUUCGUGGCAAAAUUAAGGAUGUUAUUUAUUUUUUCCGUGACAAAAAAUACGCGAUAGUUAUUAAUAAAGUUGCUCGCUUAUACGCAAUUAGAUUAAUUAAUUAUGAAGAUGAUGGUGGAGACGGAGUGGAAAUGUUAGCAGUUAAAAGAUUUCCUGACUUGAUAGGGUUUUAUCUAACAAAGGAAGAAGUUGAGAAUAAAGUUACAAGUAUUAAAGAUAAUAAUGGCGGAGAAAUAGAUGAAUGCAAAUAUAAAUUUGAAACCCAUGAGGAAGAUAUAGAAAAUAAUGUAUUAAUAAUUGGAAGAACAGGAAGCGGCAAAUCUGCUUUGGCUAAUGUAAUCAGCAAAUCUGAUGAAUUUGGAGAAAGUGGAAGUUCAGUUAGCCAAACUAAAGACUUCCAAAUCAAAGAUUUUGAAUUGGAAGGGACAAAAUAUCGAGUGAUUGAUACUAUUGGAGUCGGUGAUACUAAUUUAUCACACGAUAAGGUCAUGUUGAAGUUGGCCGAGGCCAUUCACUCAAUGAAAAGAGGGAUAAACCAAGUACUUGUGGUAGUGAGAGGAAGAUUUACUGAGGAGGAAAGAGAACUUUUUGAAUUAACUGAGAAUAUUUUUGAAAAAAAAAUCAUUAAAAUCACGACCAUUGUGAGAAAUAGUUUUGAAUGCUUCGAUAACCCUGAAGAGUGUGAUAAAGAUAAAAGAGAUUUAUUAAAUGAAAAUAGAAAAAUUGCUAGUUUAAUUAAUCGUUGCAAUGGAAUCAUAUAUGUGAACAAUCCUCAAUUAAGCAAAAAUGAACAAAGACGAAAAAUUGAUCAAGAAGAUAGAGAAAAAUCAAGAAAAAUAUUACUGAAUCAUUUGAAAACUUCUUGUCAAGUAAGUUACAAAAUGGAGCAUUGGGAUGAGAUAUGCGUAGGAAUUAAUGAUUACAUGAAUGCAAAAAAUUGGAAAGAAGAAAAUGGGCCCACUACACAAAACUUAUUAACUGAUGCCUUAAUUAAAAGAGAAAUAAAGGAACUAAAACAAAACAUCGUUGGAGAAAUGAGAGCUCAGUCAAGUAAUACAGAAGGCGGAGAGAAACGAGGCAUUUAUUCUGAUUUCCACACAAUUCGGUUAGAUUUGCACUUCGCAAAUCCUAACAGCGACCACCGUGGUGAAUUAUUAAAACGGUUUAGUCAAGAUAAUUUGCCUACAAAGGCGGACGGAAUUGGAUACAACAGUUUUGCACUAAGACUAUUUGCAUAA
Entrophospora candida is the source of this 1293-nucleotide messenger RNA. NCBI's taxonomy places the organism in Eukaryota, Fungi, Glomeromycota, Glomeromycetes, Entrophosporales, Entrophosporaceae. The record is from the annotation of a GenBank genome assembly.